This is a messenger RNA of Adineta ricciae, 1815 nucleotides long. Lineage: Eukaryota; Metazoa; Rotifera; Eurotatoria; Adinetida; Adinetidae. The record is from the annotation of a GenBank genome assembly.
AUGCUAUUUACAUUAUAUGUACUAUUAUCGUGUUUGUCUUGUGUUCAUUUAAUCAUUCCUAACACCUGGUCUUCAACAUCCACGAAUUGUGUUUGGCAUUUCUAUACAUCAAAGGAUCAUUUCAGUAAAAGAAUCGAUUUACGAGAUAUUCGAAACCAACUAUUAACUGUGUCUCUGAAUGAUUCAUCUUAUUAUUUCAAUCCAUGUAAAACUUUUAAUUUUCCAAUCAACGUAGAUCCACAUACAGUGAAAGGUGAACAAUGUCAUAAUGUCUUAGGUUGUAAACGAAUCGUACGACUACAGAAUGAUUCGGAAUAUUACACAGUUGCUAUUCGUAUGAAUUCGAUGGUUCUACCACAAACGACAUUGUUGACAACUCGAUACUAUGGAUCAAAAUCUUAUGCAAAUCAAACGGUAGACGUUGAAUGCGAAUGCAAUCGACGAGUGCAUCGUGCACAAUUGAGAUUCGUUAAAUACGGCCAGAAGCAAAUGCCAAUAUUUUCAUUGACUCAUCGUUGUUGUUGUCCAAAUGUGUGUGGAGUUGGCAAUGCAUUCCCGAAAGAACUUCUAUUAGUUCUUCUCUUUGUUAUCUUUUUCAUUAUUGGCACAGCUAUUUGGAUCUUUUUCCAAUGCCGUCGACAUUAUCCGGAACGAAAUACUUAUGGAGCUAUAGCAACUACGGAUAUGAAUAUCAAUACAUUGGAACCAUCGCAGGUACUUAAAAUCAGUCUACCAGAAAGUAAUCAUCGAAAUGCAACGGUCCGACGGCCGCGAAGUCGAUCGAUUGUGCCUGUUCUUGAAAAUUCAACGAUAUCUUCUCAAGAUUUUAAAGUGAUUAAACGAUUAGGUGUUGGUGAAUUAGGUGGUGAAGUUUGUGAAGGGCGUUGGAACGAUAAAUUAGUCGCAGUGAAAACAUUACGUAUCGGUGUUCAUCCCGAGAAAUUUUCUCAGAAUGAUAAAGCAUAUCUGGAGAAUGAAAUCGGCUUAUUAAGUCACGUUCGUCACAAGAAUCUCACCGCUGUCAUUGGUAUUUGUUUUGAUAUUGAUAUUUAUCCCCGCAUACUUCUAUCAUUUGCUGAACAUGGUACAAUCAUCGAUUUUAUUCGGCGCUUUCCAACGAAAGUCGAUUGGUCGCUGAGAUUAUCCUGGUGUGUGAAUACAACCGAUGCGCUUGCAUAUUUACACCAAGCAAAAAUUCUUCAUCGAAAUUUAAAAUCAUCAAACUUAUUGAUUGGUGUUGAUCUACGUGUACAUGUUUGUGAUUAUGGUCUCAUGCCAAUUCUUCAACCGUUACGACAGGCAUGUGACAGCGAACGUUGUUUAUGUCGAUUAAGUCAUCCAUCAUUACCCGUAUCGAUUCGUUGGUCAGCACCGGAAAUCCUUUCGAAUCCAUCGGAUAGCUCACGAUUCACUCCAGCCUGUGAUGUUUACUCGUUUGGUGUUUGUCUUUGGGAACAAGUUCGUCUCGAACAACCUUAUGCAGAAAUCAAAGAUGAAGCUGAAGUGAGUCGAAUGAUUGUCGAAGGCGUCCGUUUAACCCCAUUCGAAGAUACAGCAACUAUCGUCAUGCCCGAUUAUAAUCAAAUCAUGAAAGCUUGCUGGAGUACAAAUCCAACCGAUCGGCCGACGUUUGAUUCCAUCGGUCAACUUUUACGAGGAGCAUUACCGAAAGUAAAACAAUUCCAAAAAAUGUCGAUGAGAAGAUUUUCCUCAACAACUUAUGCAACGGAUAUUCAGGAAGAACAUUCAGCUCUAGUAAGGCUUGAUUCACGAUUAUCAACAGACACAUCGAAAUCACCUAAUAUGAAUGUCUAA